Exophiala xenobiotica is the source of this 1336-nucleotide messenger RNA. RefSeq lists its product as uncharacterized. The transcript is spliced from 3 exons. Bases 293 to 1249 code for a protein of 318 amino acids. The record is from RefSeq and is a predicted model, not a curated record. NCBI's taxonomy places the organism in Eukaryota, Fungi, Ascomycota, Eurotiomycetes, Chaetothyriales, Herpotrichiellaceae. Gene Ontology annotation, cellular component: SAGA complex.
GGGGGAAAGGCCCGACUAGCUUUCUGGUAGGUUGUCUUGUCCAUAGGCAUCUAUUAUACCUUGGGAUAUGAAUAGAGUACACUUUGAAAUUUGGUCUGUUCCAGUUGCGUCCUACUGAUUGCUCGAAUGGGGACAUAAAGGAAGCGUCUCAUCGAAGAGUGCCCGCACCAAAACGCCCGAUCCGCUGACAUAUUCUGGACUCCCUCUCAUAUUUACUCGACACAUACUGUGUGGUUUGGAGUUGCAUUCACCAACGAUCAACAUCCAGCAGACAGCCUAUACGACGCACAAUAUGAGUGGUCGACCGCGAGGUGGCCGGGGUGUCAGUGGUCGAGAUGGCAAAGAAACGGACCUUGAAAACGACCUGCUAAGCCGAGCAAUCGAAAGCCUAAGAAAAGCACAGAGCUACAACGACCAGUCCAAACAGAUAGGACUGGAGAUUAUUACACUGGAGGAAGAUAUCAAGGCAAACGGUCAUUCUACCCCUGACAACCACCGGAGACUCGAUGCUCUCUAUCGGGAAAAUCUCAAAUGCGCCGAGAACGAAAAGAAGGUCCAUGACGAUGAGGACAUUAUUAACAAUCUUGCCAUUCUUGCGACCAUGAAGUCCACAGAUGACCUUGCUCCUAGAAAUGGCCAAGGCAAGUCUCGCAAAAAUCAAAGGCCUAUCGUCGAGUCAGACAUUGUGGUUGAGUCGCCCGGACCCAGCCCUGGAGAUGGUCGGCUGGAAAUGAUGAAGCGCGUCAAGGGUGCCACACAACGCAGUUCCAGCACAGCUAGCCAAAACCGAGCCACCUCUAGCACCAAGGAUGACGGUGUGGAGCCGCACAAAGGUCUUCAAGCAGAGAAAGCUGGCCAGCUUGUUGCUGGCACAGAGGUGUUUUACAAAUACCCCAGAGAUCUACAAGAACAAGAAGAGGGAGUUGGUAUUCAUGGUAUCAUUAAGAAGGUAUGGCUGGAGAAGAAGCCCAUCCAGUACGACGUCAGAGAUCCUGAGGACGACCCUUCAGGAAAGCAGACCGUGCGAAAGACGACGGCGAGGGAUCUUGUCCCAAUCCCUCAGACAAACGCAACAAGUUUUCAGUUCCCCACUGGCGCAAACGUGUAUGCAAAGUAUCCCGACACCGAUACGUUCUAUCGAGCCAAGGUGAAAAGCUUCCAAAAGACCAUGUAUAGUUUGAAGUUCGACGAGGAUGAUAAGGAGAUGCUCGUUGACGUGCGAUUUGUGCUGGAUCCGAGAAUGAGAUGAUGCUGGGAGUGAUGAUACAUGUCUGGUAGUCAACGCCUUGACCAGCCUUCCUUGAACACGAUUAUGAGUACAGAAAUUACCUCGAAG